This is a messenger RNA of Schistocerca serialis cubense, 973 nucleotides long. Its product is annotated as cysteine dioxygenase type 1. Lineage: Eukaryota; Metazoa; Arthropoda; Insecta; Orthoptera; Acrididae. Bases 22 to 717 code for a protein of 231 amino acids. The transcript has 4 exons. Gene Ontology annotation, biological process: L-cysteine catabolic process. The record is from RefSeq and is a predicted model, not a curated record. Gene Ontology annotation, molecular function: cysteine dioxygenase activity; ferrous iron binding.
AGCGGCCGGGCGACACACAGCAUGGAGCGCGUAGCGAGGCAACACCAGCAGCAGCAGCAGCACGUGGUGGCGCACUGGCGCAAGGCGCCGCAGCCGCUGCCCGCCGCCGGCACUCUGCAAGAGCUGGCGCAGCAGCUGCACGCCGCCUUCCAGCACGACUCCGUCAACGUGGAGCACGUACAGGCCCUCAUGGAGGCCUACCGCAGCGACCCCGCGCACUGGAAGAAGUUCGCCAAGUUCGACCGCUACAGGUACACAAGGAACUUAGUGGAUGAAGGAAAUGGUAAAUUUAACUUGAUGAUCCUAUGUUGGGGUGAAGGACAUGGCUCAGCCAUUCAUGAUCAUGCAGAUGCACAUUGUUUCAUGAAAGUGUUACAAGGUACCCUCAGUGAAGUGAGAUUUGCAUGGCCUGAAAAAAACAUUGAAGAAGGUGAUGAAAUAAUGGAUGAAGAUGGGGGACUGAAAGAACUUUCAAGAACUGAGCUUGGUCUGAAUGAAGUAUGCUAUAUUAAUGAUUCACUGGGUCUUCAUCGAGUUGAAAAUCCAAGCCACACAGAGCCAGCUGUUAGUCUUCACCUCUAUUGUCCUCCAUUUGACACAUGUUCUGUAUUUAAUCAGAGAACUGGAAAAAGGACACAAUGCAAUGUUACAUUCUGGUCAAAAUAUGGAAACAAAACCAGCAAGGAUGAACAAGGACAUUUCAUAGAGGACAACUGAAAAUGUUAUAUUUUAUGUGCAAGAAACUUUAUUUUGGAUGGAAAUUCAGUUACUAUUUUGUGUAUGAAUCAAAAUCAAAACUCAGAAUUUCAGGUGGGAUAUUGCGUGUAGAAAGUAUACCAAACUGUAAAUUCCAGAAUUAUUGCUGAAUUUCAAAUUCAAACAUGGAAGUCUCCUUACUUAAGCUAUACACUGCACAAAUGUAAAUGUAAAUGUAUAUACAUACUAUGUCAAUAAAUUAAACUUAUAUCUUUUA